UAAGCUAUACUGGAUCCAACUAUGCUGAUGACUUGGAAGAAAGUUUCCAUCUGCUGCAGCAUCAGGACCUGUCAGAGAUGGCAGACACGCCCAUUCUUCUUACCAGGGCAGAGACACGCCAGCAGUAAGAAGUACAGCGACACCAUUCUCCUACCCAAGACAACGUUUCCCAUCAGACCAAAGAACCCUGCUGCUGAAGAGGUGGAAAUACAAAAGGUUUGUGGGUUUGCUGAGCUGUACUCUUGGCAAAGACAACAGUAUAGACAGAAGGAUUUUGUUCUCCAUGACGGACCACCGUAUGCCAAUGGUGACCCUCACGUAGGACACGCCCUCAACAAGAUCCUGAAAGAUGUGAUAAACAGAUACAAGCUGCUGCGUGGUUACCGUGUGGACUACAGACCAGGCUGGGACUGCCAUGGGCUGCCCAUAGAGCUAAAGGCACUGUCAAAAGGCAGGGACAGCUUCAGGAGUCUGCAGCCUUUACAGAUCAGGAACAAAGCAAAACAGUUUGCAGAGAAGGCCAUCAAAAAUCAGAUGGAUGCAUUUAGGAGGUGGGGAGUCAUGGCGGACUGGGAGCAUGGAUGCUACUUCACCUUUGACAAAGAGUAUGAAGCUAAACAGCUGGAGGUAUUUUACAAAAUGUAUGAAAAGGGAUAUAUAUACCAGGACUUCAAACCAGUAUUCUACUCCCCUUCUUCAAGAACUGCUCUUGCCGAAGCUGAGUUGGAGUAUAAAGAAGACCAUGUCAGCCAUGCAGUCUAUGCCAAGUUCCCCAUGUCUACUCUGUCACCAGCCUUGAAGGAUAUUGUGGGAGGAAGACGUGACAUUUCAGUCCUGACUUGGACCACCUUACCCUGGACUAUCCCUGCCAAUGAAGCCAUGUGCUACACACCUAGUCAUGAAUAUUCCCUUUGCCAGUGUAAGACAACAGGACAGCUGUACAUCCUGGCCACUGAACGGGUAGAAGCCACUGCUCAGGUCCUUGGCACACACUUUGAGGUCCUGAACACUUUUCCUGGUAGUGCUCUAGAAGGCAGCACAUGUCAGCACCCCACCAUGAGUGGUAAGGUCUCCCCCCUGCUGCCUGCCCAGCAUGUCAGCAUGACCAAGGGUACAGGACUGGUGCACACAGCACCUGCACAUGGCAUGGAGGACUACACUGUAGCACUGGCCUUCCAACUUCCUGUGCUGACCAUGAUUGAUGAAGAUGGGAAAUACACUGACCAGGCUGGACCAGACCUUAACGGCAGAAACAUCUUCACGGAUGGGAACGAAACAGUUGUAGAACAGCUGAGAUUGGCAGGUCACCUGGUACACGAGCAGAACUACAAGCACAGUUAUCCCUACGACUGGAGGACCAAGAAACCUGUGUUCAUACGGGCCAGUCUGCAGUGGUUCGUCAAUACCAACAGUAUCAAAGACAGAGCUGUGGAUCUGAUAGAUGGCGUGAGGAUGUACCCAGAGGGAACAGCGGCCAGCAGUCUGAAAGCCUGGGUGUCCACCCGUAACUACUGGUGCAUCUCCAGACAGAGGGUGUGGGGCGUGCCCAUCCCUGUCUUCUAUCACAGGCAGUCCGGCAAACCUCUCCUCACCAAAGAAUCAGUGUCUCACGUGAUGAGCCUGGUGCGGAGUCAGGGAACAGACUGCUGGUGGACACUUCCUAUGGAGGAACUACUGCCUGGUGACAUCAUCAGGAAGGCUGGCUACAGUGACGUCAGUGAGUUUGAAAAAGGUGCAGACAUCUUGGAUAUCUGGUUUGACAGUGGAGUGUCCUGGGCUGCUGUGUUACAAGCUUCAGGACGGGUAGCUGACAUGUACCUUGAGGGUAAGGACCAACACGGAGGGUGGUUUCAGUCUUCACUACUCACCAGUGUGGCAGUGACAGGCAGCGCCCCCUACAGGUCAGUAUUUGUUCAUGGUUUUGCUAUGGCUGAGGAUGGCACCAAGAUGUCCAAAUCACUGGGGAACGUGGUGGAUCCAAACCUGGUGGUCAGUGGAGGAAAAAACAGAGACAAGCAGCCUGCAUACGGAGCAGAUGUUCUGCGUUGGUGGGUGGCAGGGUCAGACGUGCACAGCCAUGUCUACAUCGGUAACAACAUCCUCAACUCAGCCAGGGACAGUGUGCUGAAGGUACGUCGGAUUCUGCGCUUCCUGUUGGGAAAUCUGUCCGGGUUCAGACCAGGAGAACACACCGUAUCAUACAACCAGCUCCGACCCUUGGACCAGUACAUGCUACAUGUACUGUACCAGUACGCACAAAAGGUAACAGAUGCCUAUGAAAACUUCCACUUCACCAAAGUGCAAUACCUGACCCUGGGUCUGGUCACCAAGGAACUGUCCAGCUUCUACCUCAACAUUACCAAGGACAGGCUGUACUGUGAUGACCAGAGCUCGAUGGGCCGGCGUGGCUGCCAGACCGUCCAGUUCCACAUCCUGGACGUGCUGACCAAGACUCUGGCACCUGUCCUGCCUCACCUGUCCGAGGAGAUCUACCUGCACCACACCUGUCUGGGGGAUGAAGUUCAGAGUGUGUUUAAGUCCGGCUGGUUUGAGACCGACCCUGCCUGGUACAGACCUGACCUGGAGCCCCUGUGGAGAGUUGCUGAUGAUGUCAGAGAUGCCUUCAACAGGCAGAUAGAGUCAGCUGACCCCAGGCUGUACGAUGUGGCCAUCUUUGCAUCAAGCACAGUGUAUGACGUUCUGAAGGUGUUGCAGACUGAGGAGACAUCGUGCACCUCUGACCUGUGUGAGAUGAUGAUGUCAUCGUUUGUCUCCCUGCACCACGAGGACCAUCAAGGGAACAGCGCAUCAUCUGUGUCUCAACAGUCUGUGUCAAAUGUGUCACAACACCAGAGUGUAAUAUUAAACACAGAUGGCAGCAAGCAAUCAGCACCUUUCACCCUCCACGUUUCGCCAGCCUCCCAUCAGAAGUGUGAACGAUGUCGGAAGUACGUCGCUGCGUCCCCGACUACGCCGUGCGACAGAUGUCUGGCUGUCAUGGCCGACUCCUGGGCCACAUGACAUGAACAAACCCCUAUUUUUGUAGUUAGGACAUGUUGAUUUGAUUAUAUGGAUGACACCUUCUGGGAACCCCUAACUGGUGCAAGUUUGAAAAAAAGAAAAGUUUGGCCAAAAAAAUUGCCUUCAUUAUGAAAUCUAAGUGGUCAGGAAGGUAAAAAAAUGACUAAACACACAAAGUCUGGUAUAUCAAACAAUAGAUUCUAUAUUAUUUUUUUGUUUUCACAUCUACUUCUUUGACUUAGGAAUUGAUUUUGCACUUAUAAAGCAUUCUACGUUACGCAUCAGUCUGUUUUUCAAAAAAAUUUUGUUGCAAUUUAUGACAUGUAUUUGCUCAUUUUUCAUCUGCUUUGUAUGAUUUACUAUAUGGUCUUUUUUGGGAAACUGAUAUGAAUUGAUAUGGAUGUCAUCCAUAUGAUCAAAUCAACAUG
This is a messenger RNA of Branchiostoma floridae (Florida lancelet), 3449 nucleotides long. Its product is annotated as isoleucine--tRNA ligase, mitochondrial-like. The record is from RefSeq and is a predicted model, not a curated record. The transcript has 24 exons. The coding region runs from base 22 to 3021 and encodes 999 amino acids. NCBI's taxonomy places the organism in Eukaryota, Metazoa, Chordata, Leptocardii, Amphioxiformes, Branchiostomatidae. Gene Ontology annotation, biological process: isoleucyl-tRNA aminoacylation. Gene Ontology annotation, molecular function: isoleucine-tRNA ligase activity; ATP binding; aminoacyl-tRNA deacylase activity. Gene Ontology annotation, cellular component: cytosol.